AUGCUGCAGUUCCGCACGCAGGGCUUCAACGGGACGGCCGUCAAAUACUCUCCAUUUUUCGAUAAUCGUAUCGCGGUCGCGAGCUCUGCCAAUUUUGGGCUCGUUGGAAAUGGUCGGCUCUGGGUCUUCGAGUUAACAGCCCAAGGGAUUCAGCCUAUGAAAUGGUUCGCCACACAAGACUCUCUCUAUGAUCUGUCCUGGUCGGAGAUCCAUGAAAACCAGGUCGUUACAGCAUCUGGUGACGGCAGCAUCAAGUUAUUUGACUGCACAGUCAACGAUUUCCCUGUCCAGCAAUGGAAAGAGCACAAUCGAGAGGUGUUCAGUGUGAACUGGGGCCCAAUCGAAAAAGACAAGUUCUGUUCCAGCAGUUGGGACAAUACCGUACGCAUCUGGUCACCACAUCGCCAGCAGUCCCUCCUCACUCUCCCGAUCCACUCCUGCACCUACUCCGCAACCUGGUCCCCACACAAUGCCAACCUCCUCUCUUGCGUAUCGAGUGAUGGUCAUGUGCGUCUAUAUGAUUUCCGCACUCCCGCCUCUGCCUCAAAUCACCAAGUCAUGACAUUCCGCAACUCUACACCGCGGGGCACACCCGGCUUAGAUAAACUGCCACCCCACGCUACCGUCCCCAACGAAGUUCUCACCCAAGACUGGAACAAGUACCGCCCGAACGUGCUCGCAACAGGUGGUGUGGAUACUGCAAUUCGGGUAUUUGACAUUCGGGCCUGUGAACAAGGUGCUGCGACAACCAUGGUAGGCCACAACUAUGCUGUCAAGAAAGUAGCCUGGUCACCACAUCUCUCCAGUGUUCUACUGAGUGCUAGCUACGACAUGACCUGCCGGGUAUGGAGUGACAAUUCAGAAGCGGUGCCGGCCGGUCAGGAACUAGAGUUUACGCGCUCGGGUCCAACACUUGGAAGGGAGCUGGGCCGGAUGGCCAGGCAUACGGAGUUUGCAACUGGUAUCGACUGGUGUUUGUUUGGAAGCGAGGGCUGGUGUGCAAGUGUUGGCUGGGAUGAGAACCUUUUCGUGUGGGAUGUUCGAGGAUCAAUGUCCUAA
Penicillium pulvis is the source of this 1059-nucleotide messenger RNA. It is a transcript of the gene pex7, whose product is annotated as putative peroxisome biosynthesis protein (Peroxine-7). Gene Ontology annotation, molecular function: protein binding. The coding region runs from base 1 to 1059 and encodes 352 amino acids. Lineage: Eukaryota; Fungi; Ascomycota; Eurotiomycetes; Eurotiales; Aspergillaceae. Gene Ontology annotation, cellular component: cytosol; peroxisomal matrix. The record is from RefSeq and is a predicted model, not a curated record. Gene Ontology annotation, biological process: protein import into peroxisome matrix. The transcript has 2 exons.